AUAAAGUUUCAAAUGUCUCUUGUUAUCUACAAGAUCCUCCUGCUGUCUUUUGUGAAUAUUGUGGAUGAGGCUGAGUCGACUCCAUACAUUUAUGAAGAAUCCUAUGAUGAUGAUUAUGAGGGAUGCCGAGAUGAAACAGAAAAGGAAGUUACUGAGUAUUACUUGAAUAAUGACAUAGAAAAUAACAAAAACCUCACCUUAGCCUGGGAUGAAGCGAUUGAAUUCUUCGACAACUGGGACCCACCUACACCAAAUUAUUUAGAUAGGAAUACCACCCUUGCUGUUAUGGCCUACACAGGUGAUUUUAUCUAUUCUGAUCUGAAUGAUGCAGUGGAACAUGGUGUAAAUAAGACAACAAAGAAGCACUACAGGUCUGUGCAUUUCCUGCUUACCAAGGCCAUCCAAACCCUCAAUGCUAUCCAGACCCUCAGCUGCAUCAGGGCUUACCGUGGAGUUAUGGUAGAGAUACGACCAAAUCAAGGAGAAGCAUUUCGUUUUGGGAGAUUUGCAUCAUCUUCUACAGAUUUUUCAACAGCAAUAAGAUUUGGUGAUGUAACAUUUUUCAACAUCACAACAUGCCAUGGGGCAGACAUUUCAAAUUAUUCCUUGUGUGAUGAAUCUGAAGUGCUUAUCCCACCCUAUGAAAAGUUUAAUGUCAAAGAAAUUAAUGGUGGAAACAUCACUCUUGAGUCAGUCGAUAUCACCGUGAACUACAGAUGUGUGCCUCUGAAUGGUUCAGUUGAGAGAAAUACAAUGUUACUGGAUUCCAGCGAGCUGAUGACAUGGCUGCAAGUGCCCCUGGAUGAGUCUAAUAUAUAUUCACUAUAUAUGCGCAAUAUGUAUUCUUACUAUUUGUUUUUCUAUUAACAUCUGCUUGGAAUAUGGGCUUUGAAUGAAUACAUUUUUGAAAAAUGAUGGAACAACAUAAAUGA
This is a messenger RNA of Erpetoichthys calabaricus (reedfish), 932 nucleotides long. RefSeq names its product erythroblast NAD(P)(+)--arginine ADP-ribosyltransferase-like. The coding region runs from base 13 to 867 and encodes 284 amino acids. Gene Ontology annotation, molecular function: NAD+ poly-ADP-ribosyltransferase activity; NAD+-protein-arginine ADP-ribosyltransferase activity. NCBI's taxonomy places the organism in Eukaryota, Metazoa, Chordata, Cladistia, Polypteriformes, Polypteridae. The transcript is spliced from 3 exons. The record is from RefSeq and is a predicted model, not a curated record.